Molecule: messenger RNA, 234 nt
Organism: Opisthorchis viverrini
Lineage: Eukaryota; Metazoa; Platyhelminthes; Trematoda; Opisthorchiida; Opisthorchiidae
Exons: 2
Source: RefSeq, a predicted model, not a curated record
AUGCGGCCCUACCAAUCCCGAUUGUCCUCGCUGACACCAGCCCUACACCCUUCUGCGAUGCACUGUGGGUCCAAAUCCCGCUGCGCGGGUCCGAUUCUCUCCUUCUCGAAGCACCUUCUCCCGUAUUACUCGCAUGGACUUCCAACUACUCUAUGGGGCCUAAGUCAGACCGCUCCUGGAGUACGCCAACCAAGUUGUCUACUCAGGACGCACGAAAGACGUCACCCUCAUUGA